This is a messenger RNA of Balaenoptera acutorostrata (minke whale), 2247 nucleotides long. It is a transcript of the gene PRMT3, whose product is annotated as protein arginine methyltransferase 3. The transcript has 16 exons. Bases 92 to 1693 code for a protein of 533 amino acids. The record is from RefSeq and is a predicted model, not a curated record. Gene Ontology annotation, biological process: peptidyl-arginine methylation. Lineage: Eukaryota; Metazoa; Chordata; Mammalia; Artiodactyla; Balaenopteridae. Gene Ontology annotation, molecular function: protein-arginine N-methyltransferase activity. Gene Ontology annotation, cellular component: nucleus.
UCGGGCCGGGAGAGCUCGGAGGCGGUUGCGCGUGCGCUGCCUAGCUUGGUCCCCGCCCCCAGGCGCGCCGGGCUCUCGCGGCACUACCGCCAUGUGUUCGUUAGCGUCGGGCGCAGCCGGCGGCCGGGGCGCUGUGGAGGAGGAGGAGGAGGAGGAUCUGCCAGGACUGUCAGACAGCGGUGACGAGGCCGCCUGGGAGGAUGAGGAAGAUGCCGAUCUCCCCCAGGACAAGCAGCAGACCCCCUGCCUGUUCUGUGACAGGUUAUUUACAUCUGCUGAAGAAACAUUUUCACACUGUAAGUCUGAGCAUCAAUUUAAUAUUGAUAACAUGGUUCAUAAACAUGGACUUGAAUUUUAUGGAUACAUUAAACUAAUAAAUUUUAUUAGACUUAAGAAUCCUACAGUAGAAUAUAUGAAUUCCAUAUACAACCCAGUGCCUUGGGAGAAAGAAGAGUAUUUAAAGCCGGUAUUAGAAGAUGACCUUUUACUUCAAUUUGAUGUAGAAGAUCUUUAUGAACCCGUGUCAGUUCCAUUCUCAUACCCCAAUGGACUCAGUGAAAAUACAUCAGUUGUUGAAAAAUUGAAACACAUGGAAGCCAGGGCACUGUCUGCUGAAGCUGCGUUAGCUGGAGCGCGUGAGGAUCUGCAAAGAAUGAAACAAUUUGCUCAGGAUUUUGUGAUGAACGCAGAUGUCAGAACCUGCUCGUCAUCUACAACUGCCAUUGCAGACCUCCAGGAGGAUGAGGAUGGCGUUUAUUUCAGCUCAUACGGGCAUUAUGGGAUACAUGAAGAAAUGCUGAAGGACAAAGUACGAACAGAAAGUUACCGAGAUUUUAUAUACCAAAAUCCACAUAUCUUCAAAGAUAAGGUAGUUUUGGAUGUUGGUUGUGGAACUGGAAUUCUCUCUAUGUUUGCUGCUAAAGCUGGGGCAAAGAAGGUUCUUGGAGUUGAUCAGUCUGAAAUACUUUACCAGGCAAUGCAUAUCAUAAGACUAAAUAAACUUGAAGAUACUAUUAUGCUAAUUAAAGGAAAAAUCGAAGACGUUCAUCUUCCUGUAGAAAAAGUGGAUGUUAUUAUAUCCGAGUGGAUGGGCUAUUUUCUUCUUUUUGAGUCCAUGUUAGAUUCUGUCCUUUAUGCAAAGAACAAAUACUUGGCAAAAGGAGGAUCGGUCUACCCUGAUAUUUGCACUAUCAGCCUUGUGGCAGUAAGUGAUAUGAAUAAACAUGCCGAUAGAAUUACUUUUUGGGAUGAUGUCUAUGGCUUCAACAUGUCCUGCAUGAAGAAAGCAGUUAUUCCAGAAGCUGUGGUGGAAGUUUUAGAUCCAAAGACUCUUAUUUCAGACCCCUGUAGUAUUAAGCAUAUAGAUUGCCAUACGACAUCUGUCUCAGAUUUGGAGUUCUCUUCAGAUUUUACCCUAAAAAUCACAAAGACAUCAUUGUGCACGGCAUUUGCUGGCUACUUCGAUAUAUAUUUUGAGAAGAAUUGCCACAACAAGGUCGUGUUCUCUACGGGCCCCCAGAGUACCAAAACACACUGGAAGCAAACAAUAUUCCUAUUGGAAAAGCCAUUUUCAGUUAAAGCAGGUGAAGCCUUGAAAGGAAAGAUCACAGUGCACAAGAAUAAGAAAGAUCCACGGUCUCUCAUUGUGACCCUCACAUUGGAUAAUUCAACUCAAACUUAUGGUCUCCAGUGAAAAGGCCACAAAAGCACAACUACUUUGUAGUUUUUGUUGUAGGGGAGGGGUGGGUAGGGAGGGGAGGGAGGGUUUUAUGUGAGCACAUGGAUGAUGGGUCCUUUCCUGAGCCUCCGCAGUAGGAGAGAAGCAUGGCAGGAAUCUGAGGAUUCAGCUAAGGAGGGCACUGCCUGAUCCUGGUGAUCCACCGCCAUAAUCACAUUCUUGGAAGUCUGGUCAGUGAGAUUUAACCAAAUGUAACCCCUGCAUUGAGUUUACCUGGAUUGAAAGUCAUUUAAAUUGGCCUAAAUUUGGAACAGAGAUAGUCUUUUAUUGUUUUUAAUAAGUUUCUUACUAUAAAUUUUAAACACUAGUAAUCGAUUAGUUAUUUGGAUGUUUUAUUAAGCUAGUAACCGUACACAAGAUAUUACAUAUUUUAUUGCAGAUUUACUUUCUGAGGAGUAGUUUUAAUUGUAUUUGCUAGAAUAUCAGGAUAUAAUACAUUAAAAGAACAAGCAUAAGGGACUAAAAUAUGGAAACGAGACCACACAAAUUGUAUUUGAAGACAGCUUAGU